GCAGGUAACAGUCGCGAACCGUGAAGAAUAAAACAAAUGCUCAGACAUUAAACACUGUAAAUAUAUAUCACCCGGUCAGAGCGCAGCCACUAAUGAAUCACAUUUGCUCACAGCUGUCAGUUCACAGACGUGGAUCAUCGUCAUCAUCAAAGUGCACUUCUCCCAUUCAGUGACGCAUCCACCGGAGGCUGCACUCUUCAGAAGUCAGGACGCCUGUGUUUGCUCCAAGGAUUACAUUACCACACCAGAGGCCUGCCAGGCAGACCCACGGGCAGGCACACUGCCUCACCACCCAAGAAAAUGCAUUAGGUUCUUCGGGGGAAUCUGAGCCACGGAGAGGAACUGCCUCCGGCUCGUCGGAUAAACAAGCGCUCCUGCAGAAUGCCUUCACUGAAGUCUUUCCAGUGUCACUGCAUAUUCGACGUGACCGCAACAUGACCGAAAACAGAGUCCGCAGAGUAAGAAGAAGCAGCAGCAGCUCUGCCCCUGCUCACACGGAAGACUCCGUCUCUCUGCCUCCAAACGUUCUGAAGGCCGCUCAUCUUUCUUCUCUCAGAGAUCUGGUGUCACACCAGAAAAUCACAGUUCGCUUAGGUCUUCGUGUGUCUCUCAGUGAUCCUUUUGACCCUCAGUUCCUCCUCUCCCUGAGCAAAGAGCCGGGAAUCUACAACACCGGAGGGAAGGCCGGACUCUUUUCGAUGAGAAUUGUGGGAAUAAAGAAAGCAACUUCUGCACCCUGAGAUUUCCUCUUCCACACUCAACCUCAGGAUUAUAUAGGAGGAAUUCAUGGAGAAAAAAAAAUAAUCAUUCUCUUUCUUUUCUGAACACCGUGUUACUGCUGUUGUUUCUUAAAAUAUGUAUUUUUUGAUUAAAGAUUGUUUAAUCAUCCAUUAAAGAUUAACUUAAUUGGUGCAGCCCUGUGUCUUAUGCGGUGACUGACAGUUGGCCCCGCCCAUGGAGCGGAACAGCCAAUAGCAACAGACGCAGAGCAUUCAUUCCCUCCCUCUUAUUGGUGUUUCCAUGAUGUGCUUCUGAUGACCGUGAGGAAGUUUUCCCUGCACGUCGCCGGCUGUGGUGAGUGAUCUGACUGUUCAUUGUAGAUCAUUAUUUUUUUUAAAACGGAAUCCGCGCAGCUCUGAAGCGCAGGGAUGGCAGACUCCCUGGAGGACUCGCUGCCCGAGGAGGAGAGGGACUUCCAGAAGACUGUAGCGCUGAUCGGCGGCAAGGAGAGGAUUUAUUUGGUCUGCGAUGCCUGUCAAAGGAAAGAGGAGGACGGCGACGACGCCGGGCUAAUGCAGGAGUUCAUACGUGACAUGUUCCGCGGCGGCGGCCCUCCCGCGAACAACAACGCGCGGCCGCCCUCGUCCGUGUCCAGCGGCCCCGACCACGCGGCGCGCGACAUCCACGUCUGCAGCGGCAAGACGGAGCCGGCUGAGCGCAACGAGGCGCCGCGCGCCGCGAGGCCCGAGGAUCUGGAUCUGGAUCUGGAUCUGGAUCUGGAUCUGGGAGCCGGUGCGGCGGCGGCGGAGGGGGGCGCGGGGAACGGCCCCGUCCGCCCGGCUCCGAGGACCGCGACGCGCAGGGCGAACAUCCACAGUCGGGAGCGGGAGAUAGACGCUCCCGUCGUCGUCUUCAUCUUCAGACAGACGUUCGUCGGCCAGGACUGCAACCAGGCGUGCGUAAAGGAGAUCCUGAAGGACGUGAGGGCGCGCACGAAGCGCGCCCGGAUCGCCCGGCCGGCUCUGGUUGGAUUAGUGCACACCAGACAGGAGAGCGCCGAGACGCGUCGGUGUGCGCAGCUGCUGGAGAGUCUGAUCCGGUCGGUGUUCCGCAAACAUCCACCAGAGACCAUAUGGGUCGACGGUUACAUCCCGCAGACGGAGGCCAGAAUGCUCAGCAUCAAGAAAAACGCCUGCAAAGUUAUACACUCGUCUCAAACAAUAAUACCAGGAAUAGAAGGGAACCGCUUUUCUGGCCAUUCCAAUGUUUGUUCUGGCCUCAGAGAAGAGGAGACGGAGGUCAGGCUAUCGACCCUACGAACAGCAGGACAAGAGGUGACACUGAAAGUCUAGAGGAAGGCAUCCCUCUGAAAACAAAUCCCAUGACUGCUGGAGUUCAUGUGGAUGGAGAACCAGCUGGAGGCGACAGUUGAUGUCGGGACACAUGAUCUUUGGCUGCAGGCCUUCUCUGUGGACAAUCCUGUUUUUACUGUGACCAGAGAAAGAUGGCCUUGUGGUGCUACAGCUCCUUAUUACAUAUUACAGUAUUUCUUUAAGGUGCUCAAUAUCUACACUGCUGAGCUAACAUGAUUAUUGUCCUGAAGCAAUAUGUUAUCUAAUAUUCAAAUCUGCUGCAAUUUUUGCAGAUGUACAAAUUGCCGUUGUUGUACAAUGGGUAGUCCUAAAGGGAUUUAUGUGUAUUCACAGAACAGCCAUACAAGCUGAAUGACAUUAGCAUCACAGUGUUUUUUUCUGUUAUCUUUGGCAGAGACCUUCAGAUAGAGACUUGUACGUAGGCUUAUUACAGUCUGAGACUGCAGAAUGCCGUUUUACAGCACAAGUACUCGAGGAACACGAGGAAUGGUCAAACACCGUAGAGCUGACCGCUGCUCCAUGGGACCCAGGAACUCAAGGCUUUCUGUGUCAACUGGUCUGUGUUUUGCUAAGUAACAUGUAUUUUGGAAUGUGUCUAAUUAAAACACAAUAUCAACUGACA
Scophthalmus maximus (turbot) is the source of this 2715-nucleotide messenger RNA. RefSeq lists its product as uncharacterized. The transcript is spliced from 8 exons. NCBI's taxonomy places the organism in Eukaryota, Metazoa, Chordata, Actinopteri, Pleuronectiformes, Scophthalmidae. The record is from RefSeq and is a predicted model, not a curated record. Bases 1149 to 2072 code for a protein of 307 amino acids.